Messenger RNA from Gongylonema pulchrum, 225 nucleotides. The record is from the annotation of a GenBank genome assembly. Lineage: Eukaryota; Metazoa; Nematoda; Chromadorea; Rhabditida; Gongylonematidae.
AUGCUUAGUGGUAGUAUUUUUUCCAGACACUGUAAUAUGGUGCUAGAGGACGUGAAAGAAAUGUGGAUGGAACUGCCGAAGACCGGUAAAGGCAAAAAGAAGGCGGAAACGACGGCCAAGGAUCGGUACAUUUCGAAAAUGUUUUUGCGUGGUGAUUCGGUAAUUAUUGUUGUAAAGAAUCCAUCGGGUUAUACGCAAAAAACAGUCACAACCACAACUAGCUGA